Oppiella nova is the source of this 1211-nucleotide messenger RNA. The record is from the annotation of a GenBank genome assembly. Lineage: Eukaryota; Metazoa; Arthropoda; Arachnida; Sarcoptiformes; Oppiidae.
UAGUCAUUUGUAAAAUACAUUUCAUAUUCAACAUAAUGUUCACUCAAACGAGAUCUUUAUUCUUGGCCGCAAUUAUAGCCAUAUUUAUCUAUGAAUAUUCAUCGAGCGAGCCGUUGAGGUUUAAUUUUGAUCUCAAACACAUAGAUGACAAUCAAAGGGAUGAACUUUUUCGCUUUCUGGACAUUAAUAAAGAUAAAAAGAUAUGCGAAACUGAAUUCAAAAACCUAUUCAGUUCUCUAUUCUACUCGACGAGACAUAAGACCAGUUAUAAGGACGACAAGAUUGAGUCAAUGAUAUUGGAAUUGAUAGGAAUUCCCAAAGAGAAAGGCAUCGAUAAGACACAGUUUGACAUGAUUUGGGGCGAAUGGAUAGUGACUGUACUGAGGCCCAGGUCGGCGCUCAUUGUGGUCGACGUCCAGAACGACUUCAUGAUCGGAUCCAUGCCCGUGGAAAAUGGCACCAAAAUCGUGCCCGUUAUCAAUGACUUGAUGAAGAACUUCGAGACAGUGGUCUUCACGUACGACUGGCACCCGAGGAAUCACUGUUCGUUCAAUGAGAGUGUCCACGACCCCAGUAUUCACAGACCAAUCAUUGACUAUUAUAACAAAACUCGUGAUACACUGACAGUGGGUGAUCGGGUCAGGUAUGCGGUCCAUUCAGACAUUAUUCAAUACCUAUGGGAUAGACACUGUGUGCAGGAGAGUGAAGGCUCUCAAUUGUAUCACGAACUUAAUCAGGAUCAUAUCAAAGAUAAAUUCAAUGUAACCAAGGGAAUGGAUCCGGAUAUCGACAGCUACUCGGCCUUUGCAGAUGUCGGGGGUGUUCACGACCCAGAAAGACGCACAACAUUGCACUGCGAUCUCCAGAGUAGAGGUAUCACUGAUGUCUACCUAACGGGAGUGGUGUAUGAGUUCUGUGUGGGAUCGACAGCUCUGGACGCCUUAACACUGGGCUAUAGGACGGCAUUCAUUGAGGACGCCGUCCACGAGCUCAACACAACCCGACAGAAGGAAAUGCGACAGAAUUUGACGGACAACUACUCCAGUAUUAUCACUGCCGAUGACGUCAAUGAUAUGGUGACAGCCUAUGAUAGGAGACCACAAAUGGGAUACGUGUUGGCUAAGAAAAUAUGGGGUACACAUAAACACCCUGACCCUCAAUGUCAAUAAUACCGGUGCUAUUUGAUAUAAAUAGAAUUACAAAAUGCUCAC